Molecule: messenger RNA, 984 nt
Organism: Penicillium daleae
Lineage: Eukaryota; Fungi; Ascomycota; Eurotiomycetes; Eurotiales; Aspergillaceae
Exons: 1
Coding region: 1-984 (327 amino acids)
Source: RefSeq, a predicted model, not a curated record
AUGCAAUCGCUCUACAGCCUUUACACUCAAUGCUUUCCCCCUUCUCCAACAUUCGUCGACUCUUACGUCGGCCUUCAACUACGCCGAGUCUUUCUAAUCACCGGCGGAAAUUCAGGGCUCGGUCUAGAGCUUGUCAAAAGGCUGUACCCAACUGGUGCAACUAUUUAUCUGGCUUGUCGUUCCCAAGAACGUGCCGAGGCCGCUAUACAGGAGGUGAUUGAUGUCGCUCAGAAGGCUGAUAUCAGCACACCUGGGAAACUCAAAUUUCUGCAUCUAGACUUGGCUGAUCUUUCUUCGAUCCGCAAAUCAGCGGCUGCUUUUACUGAGCAGGAGUCUAGGCUGGAUAUAUUGUGGAAUAAUGCCGGUAUUGGGGGGUGUCCUGUUGGAACUACUACCGCGCAAGGGAUUGAGGGGCAUGUUGGGGUGAACUGUGUUGGAGCUUUGAUGCUCACUCAGGCUCUCCUGCCACUGCUGCGGGCCGCGGUUCGUGAUAGUCCCCCGGGUAGCGUCAGGGUUGUCUGGACGGCGAGUCUGAGUAUCGAAGCGUUUGCUCCUGUCGGCGGGGCGAGGCUGGAUCAGCUUAAUAGUGGAAGCACACAAUACCCCGUUGGCGACUACGCACAAUCAAAAGUGGGAAAUUGGUGGCUAGCAAUUGAAACGGCUCGACGGUACGCGAUAUAUGGCAUUGUGAGCGUGGCGCAGAACCCGGGCCAAUUGGAUACUGAUGUGUGGAAGCAUCAGGCGUGGUGGCUCAUGAUCCUAGUAAGACCUACCCUGUACAAGAGAAGCUUUGGUGCAUAUACCAUGCUGUAUGCAGGAUUCUCAAAGGAUCUAGUCGUUGGAGAUAUGCGGUACGUGAUGCCAUGGGGACGGUUAAGAAUUUGGAAUGAGUGUCCGCGAAGGGAUAUUGUAGAAGCUAUAGAGAAAGGGGGGCCGAAAUGGUUCUGGGAGUGGUGCGAAGAAUCGUUCAGACCAUAUAUGUAA